AUGGCUCCUGUAUUGGCGCCCGAGAAGCACGGAGAACUUUCCGCCCGCGAAGCUUCUGGUACAGCUAGACAUGCGGAGGAUAGCCAACUCCGUCGGCGACACUCCCCUGACCAUUCAUACAAGCGGCACGACAGCAGGGCUGACGAUGGUCUCGCCACUCGCAAGAAGAGCAAGCACUCUCACAGAUCCCGCGAACGAUCUGAGGACGAGGAGGAGUUAUUGGACCUGGAGAAGCUAGGAGUGGAGCCCAUCACAGAGGAAGAUCAUUUUCUCCGAUCCUCUGAAUACCGCUACUGGCUGAAGAAAGAACGAGGGCGAUUUCUCGAUGAACUCACCAGCGAUGACGCGCACAAGUAUUUCAGGCGCUUCGUGAGGCGGUGGAACGAUGGAGCUCUGCAGGAGAGGUACUACUACCCUCCCCGAGAGACCGCCUCUACCAGACAUCAAUGGUCUUUCUCCUCGAAAGUCGCGUCCAAGUCGGGUCCUUCUUCUGCGUACCCUCAAGACGAGGAACAUCCUCGCAUACGGCGCCCUUCAUCUCCUCUGCCCGGACCUCCCGCGCCGAAUCUUGGCUCGGAUUCAGACGAGAUAGGCCCGUCGCUGCCCUCCACAAUCCCAUCUACCACUACCUCUCGACCCCGCACUACCGCCGACCGUCAGCUCGAGCGUGAAGACGCCCACCUCGCCCGACAAGCGGAACGCAAGGCCGACCGCCUGCAGAGAUAUCAGCGCGCGAACGAGGCAGUACCUCGUUCUAGCGGGAAGGAGGGCAAGAUGGAGGAGAAACGUGCUACGAAUGCGUCGAACAAGGAGAUGAGGGAUAAGGACUCUACUGGCGCGGGGCUCGAGGUGGAUGAGGGGACCUUGAUGGGAGAUCAAGGAGGAUUUGCGGCUGCACUUCGAGCAAGGGACGGCGCGAAGAAUCGGAAGGAAGAGGAGCGAGCGGCGAUGCUGGAAGACAGACGAGCGGCGGAGCAAGAUAGAUUGGCUGAGCGGCGGCAGAAGGAGACUGAUACGAUGGCUAUGUUUAGGGCAAUGGCCAAGGAGCGAUUUGGUUGA
Molecule: messenger RNA, 1059 nt
Organism: Dioszegia hungarica
Lineage: Eukaryota; Fungi; Basidiomycota; Tremellomycetes; Tremellales; Bulleribasidiaceae
Exons: 6
Coding region: 1-1059 (352 amino acids)
Source: RefSeq, a predicted model, not a curated record